AUGGACUCCCAGACUCCCCAUAUCCUAGCCACCGAGCUCCUCAACGCCGAGCGGAACGAACUCUUGAAUGAGCUUGACAAGCUCUUCAACGAAGAAGACGUCUCUCAAGCGCUACAGUGCCGCAAACGUGACAACGAAGAAUGCAUAAUCACCAAGGCCGGAGCUCCAGUUGAAGUUGCUCACAUAUUCCCACUUUCGAUGCGCCAUCUCCUGUCCGAUGCUGUGGUUGGCAAGUAUUAUAACAUCUGGAAAACUCUAAAGUUCUUCUGGCCAGGAGAAAAAGUAAAUGCAUGGUUUGAAGCAGUUAGACAAACCACGAAAACACCGCGCAAUUUGCUUUCUCUUUCCCCAAGCGCUCACAGCUACCACGGAAGGUCAUACUUUGCCUUGAAACCUAUCGGUAUUAAUGAGGACCAGACGGAGCUUACCCUCCAGUUUUUUUGGCUACCGCGUGCAAAUAAUUCCCCGAUGGUGAGGCUAUCCAUGCGACCUAGCGUGCCAUCAAUUGGGGAUGUUAGAGACGUUGGUAAUGAAGGGUCUAAUAAAGUUAAAUUGUUUAACGUCUACACCGACAAGCCAAUUUUCAGCGGCGACCUUAUCUUAAUGAAGACCGCGGAUCCUAAAGAAUUGCUGCUGCCAGAUGUUGCACUACUUGAAAUGCAAUGGGUGCUCAACGUUGUUGCUGCCAUGUCUGCUGGAGCCGAACCCACUGACACCGAUUACUCCGAUGAUGAUGACUACCUCGACCCUAUUAUGGACGAGACUAUGUCACAAAUUUCACUUUCACCUCCCCGCUGCUUGAAGUAUCAGAAGCUCGAGGGUGAGGAUCUUUACGACAGCACCCAGCCGUCCCUAACCACCCUCUAA
Molecule: messenger RNA, 867 nt
Organism: Trichophyton benhamiae CBS 112371
Lineage: Eukaryota; Fungi; Ascomycota; Eurotiomycetes; Onygenales; Arthrodermataceae
Exons: 2
Coding region: 1-867 (288 amino acids)
Source: RefSeq, a predicted model, not a curated record